AACGAGAAGAACGAGACAACUGUUUUUGCCGUGCCGCUAAUGGACGCCGCUCGUUUGAUGCGAUAAGCACCUGCGUUGUGUUUGUUGCGACGACCCGUUGCGGAGCGCUGAAGACACGACGAGCCACGGAGUUCGCAAAAAUGUCCGCGCUCUUGGCCCAACUCGGGGGAAACCCCUUCAACACGGCCGUGGGCCAGAAGAUAGAGCAAGCGACAGAUGCCUCGCUGGCUUCAGAGAAUUGGGCACUCAACAUGGAGAUAUGCGACAUCGUGAACGACACCGAUGAAGGGCCAAAGGAUGCAAUCCGCGCUAUACGCAAGAGGCUCAUGCAGAAUGCGGGCAAGAACUACACAGUAGUCAUGUACGCUCUCACCGUUCUGGAGACUUGCGUGAAGAACUGUGGCCGUCGGUUCCACCUGCUGGUGUCGCAAAAGGACUUCAUCCAGGACCUGGUCAAGAUGAUUGGCCCCAAGAACGACCCACCCACCGCCGUGCAGGAGAAGGUGCUCAGCCUUAUACAGUGUUGGGCGGAUGCAUUCCGCACACACCCGGACAUGCAGGGCGUUGUCCAGGUGUACACCGACCUGAAGAACAAGGGUGUCGAGUUUCCCAUGACGGACCUGGACUCCAUGGCACCCAUCUACACACCACAGAGGAUUGGCGGAGCAGCACAAGAAUCACGGACAAAUAGAGACAGCGUUCCAUUGACGGCACUGCCACCCACGACACUGCCUCGGGUGAACCCAUAUGCGGCCCACGGCCGACCCGUGGCCCAGAGUGAGGUGGAGUCGGGAGCGCUUCCGCCAAGCCCCGUGGGUCUGACGCCCGAGCAGCUGAACAAGCUGCGCAAGGAGCUGGACAUCGUCCAGCGCAACAUGACCGUCUUCGGCGAGAUGCUGACCGAACUGGUGCCCGGUCAGGAGCAACGCAGCGAGUGGGAGCUGCUUCAGGAGCUGCAGAAAACGUGCCAUGCCAUGCAGACGAGAGUGGUGGAGCUCAUCAACAAGGUGGCCAAUGAGGAAGUCACAGGGGAGUUACUUCGAAUCAACGAUGACAUGAACAACCUGUUUCUGCGUUAUGAGCGCUUUGAGAAGCGGAGGACGGCCAUUGUCACGGGACAGGCCAAGGACACCUCUGCCACAGCCACUGUACAGAACGAGAACUCCUCCGCCGCAGAUGCAGCACCUCUCAUCGACCUGGGUGAGCCAGAUGUAACCAGUGAUCUCCAGAAGCUUGCGUUGGGACCUGCUGGGACUGGAGGGGCAGGUUCAAACCCGGCGGCCAAACCCUCGGGCGACGAGUUUGACAUGUUUGCGCAGUCCCGGCACAGCAGCGACACAAAGCCCAGUGGCAGCACGUACGCUGACAACACCAACAUUGACCAGCUUGCAGUCGGUCUCGGGGCACUUGCCCAAGUCAGAGGCCAGAAGGUGGAAGCGGAAACCCUUCAUGAGAGCCACAGAGAGAGAGACUUUGACGAGAUGGAAGAGUGGCUAAGGGAAAAGCCUUCCGAGACUGGACAGGAGUCAAUUACCAGCACAGAGUUCGACCGGUUCCUAGCAGAACGAGCAGCUGCGGCGGAACGGCUUCCUCCCGUGACCGCGGCAUCCACAACGGCAACGGCGACAUCCAUCGGUGGACCCACCAUGCCACCCGCGCCUCCACCGUCCCGGAAUCGCGUGGAGCGGGACGAGAAAACGGAGAACAGCUUGUUCGCUUUGUAGACAUAGGGAUAUAGAAGUUAGGGGAGGUCGGUCAUGAGAGGGAAGUGACGUUUCCGGAAACAACUCGAUGUGGUCGACUGUAGAUGUGGUCAUGUAAAGUUGAAGAAGUGAAAAACAAAAAUGUGCGACACUGGCCAGCACAGUGUUGUUGGGUUGGCGGAGUUUUGUGCAUGGCAUUUUGUGGACAGAUUUAUUUUUUUGAAGUCUCUGCGUUACGACUAUUCCACGACGGGAGUAAUUUAGGUGGUGUCGGGCAGUUGAAAUUACUUCUGUUGAUGCUACCGCUCACUUUUGGUGGGGCACGGGUUAGCACCACGUUUUUUUGGUGUCGACCAUGAACUUUGUAUACAGGAAAGCGUGAUACAAUAGCAGCCGUAUCUCUCGUAACUUUGGCAGAUCAGUUCUUUUUUUUUUUUUUCGUUUAGCUGAGCUGUGGCCAGAAGAAGCUUUAGUUUUAUUCAUUUCGUAAAAACCUUAUCAGGCCUCAAAGGCUUUCUACAGAGCGCAUGAAAAAAAAAAAAAAAAUGAAGGUGCCUGUAAUCAGUAUACCAUACACACUGACAUCUUCAGUUCCUAGGUAGGCAGUGGGUGUCUGUUUAAAAAUCUAACUUUUCUUAACACAUUUGCAAGGCACUUUUGAGUCCUAAGGUGUCUGUGUGAUGGCAUAAGAGGUGUGAAUUUCUUGAUGUAAUUGUAAGCCUUUGUUAAAAGAAAACCAGCCAAGUUGUUUGGAGGACUUUGUUAGGGUGUUAAUACAGGAUGAUCAAAAUGUAACAUAAAAAUCAUUUGGAAACUUUAGACCAGAACAGGAUGCAGAGUUUACAGAAAUGCACACAAUCAAAUUGGUUUAUUUUAAUCACAAAUUAAGUUAUACCCAAAGCAGUUGCAUUUGCUUUCAAGAGGUGGCACAUCUGUGGCCCAACUGAAGUGUCACUUGUUGAUGACUAUUGUAACCAUGGCUAAAAGACGUCAUUUAUUUUCUUAAAAACUUUUUUUUUUGUGCAAUUCUAAGAAAACGGCAUCUUGCUGCAGUCCAUAUUCUACAAAUUAUUCAAAUAUUACUUUUUCUAUUGCUUUUUGAUCACCCUGUGUGUAUAUACGUCUUGUUCGCAAUGGAAACCCUGCAACCAUGCUAAGCAGUGCUGUCUCGAUGCAAGACAUGAUUUAUGCAUAAUGUGGGCUUUGAUCAAGGGCACACUGCUGGGACUACCGUGUAAUGGUCGUGUCUCUGGUUUUUUCAAAUGUUCUUGGUGUUCUGCCUAGCCAGCCUGUAUCUAAGACUUUACUGACAGCGGGUAAUGCUGCGAUGUCCCUUGAGAAUCAGACUUGGCAUGAAAGAAAUGUCAUCAUCUUUGUGUGAUUGGAGGUUUAACAAUGUACAUAGCUGCAAUUUCAUGCCAUGAAGUGGCUGCGGCGCCGUUCCUUAAAAUGUAGUAGUUCGUCUUGAAUGCGAGCUGGGAUGCUGUUUUAAGAUGCUGACAAAAUAGGACGUCAUAUUCUAGAGUGGCAUUAUGACAAAGGGCAAGGUGAUAAACACUUGUCCAUAAUUGAGCUUCUUUAUUUAUCUUUUUAUUUUUAGUAAGCGGCAUUUUUUUGCAUUUUUGUCAUUCAAGAGGCAUGCUAGAACUCAUUGCUGUGGUAUGCUGAAAAGUCUUUAAUAUAAUGUUCCUGGCAUUGUUAAGAAAACAGCAGUGCAACUGAGAGAAGCAUUUUGAUGUAGGCUAGUUGGUUUCAAGUUGAGAGCUACGUUUUUACUCGUGCCGCUCUCAGAAAAGAAUGUGUCAUACUCGGGCAUGUGUCGAGGUCCCUGUGGUUCCCCCUGUUCAUGAACUACAAGUAUGGUGAGAGGUGUCAUUUUUAUAUUAAAGUAGAGCGUUAGUAAACGAAGUCUCCAAAGAUGCUUAUUAUACGAGAAAAGGGGGCCAUCUGAAUGUUCAAUUACCAGUGUUUGCCGCCAUAGUUGUAUAAACUCGGAAAUUUUACGACUUAACAUGUAUCAUGGAGAAUCUUCUAUGUUUGUUCACAAGCGGUGCCAUUUUGGCAGACUGCCAUGACACUCGUGACAUGCGUGAAGCCACACAUAGUUUCGACAACCAAAACAGAGAAAGGGGACUGCGAUGACCGGUGAAUAAAAUGUUGCGUCUGUGUUAAUAACUUGCUCACAAGUGACAUUUGACAACUCUGGUGGAACAAGGUUGCACACUAGCAACUCGCAACCACAGCUUGCGAUAGUAAGUUUUCAAGUCUUGCUUGGAUUUUGCACCUGCGUUUGCAGAGUCUUUCUGAGGUGGCUGUUUGUGUUGCAUUCCAUUGAAGCAGCAGAAAGUGUGUGGAAACUGUCAAAGUGCCAAGGCAUUGGUUCUUUGUGUCAUUCUUGCAAAAUUACAAUCUGAGCUCUCGCAUAAGGAGUAUUUGCAAUUAUGUGCAUGUCGAUUAGUCUUGAGUGUCAUUAUUGCCUUGAUUGCAACGUAAGAUGGGCAGGCAAGUUUUGAAGUCAGUCUGCAUAAAAAACAUUGGAUUCUUGUUUUUUCUUUCUUUGUUUGGCACUCUGUUCUCUUCCUUCAAUGUAGCGUUUGUGACAAACGCUUCUUCUUCCUAUUUCUUUCAUAGCAGACUGUGAUCUCUUUGGUUGUGGCAAUACCAGUUGUGGGCUGCUAUUUUUCUUAAGGUUAUAUACCUGCUGCCACACGCGGUGAACUUUCUUUUGAGAGCUGUGUUCUUUCAGUGGCAUUGAACUUUUGGCAUUGCUUAGUUCCUAUGAACAGUGUUGAGCUUCAUUAGCAUUAUAAACGGUCGUUCCUGC
Molecule: messenger RNA, 4527 nt
Organism: Dermacentor silvarum
Lineage: Eukaryota; Metazoa; Arthropoda; Arachnida; Ixodida; Ixodidae
Product: TOM1-like protein 2
Exons: 16
Coding region: 141-1724 (527 amino acids)
Biological process (GO): signal transduction
Cellular component (GO): membrane; endosome
Molecular function (GO): phosphatidylinositol binding; clathrin binding; ubiquitin binding
Source: RefSeq, a predicted model, not a curated record